Gracilinanus agilis (Agile Gracile Mouse Opossum) is the source of this 5365-nucleotide messenger RNA. RefSeq names its product storkhead box 2 (gene STOX2). Gene Ontology annotation, biological process: positive regulation of transcription by RNA polymerase II. NCBI's taxonomy places the organism in Eukaryota, Metazoa, Chordata, Mammalia, Didelphimorphia, Didelphidae. Gene Ontology annotation, molecular function: RNA polymerase II transcription regulatory region sequence-specific DNA binding; DNA-binding transcription activator activity, RNA polymerase II-specific. The coding region runs from base 1 to 2883 and encodes 960 amino acids. Gene Ontology annotation, cellular component: cytoplasm; nucleus. The record is from RefSeq and is a predicted model, not a curated record. The transcript is spliced from 5 exons.
AUGACUUCAAACUACUUCUCUUGGCUCUCAAGUCAUCUACAUUGCUCAGACCUAGGAUACCAACCUGAGAAUGCUUUCUCUGAAACCAACAUGAGGAUGAAAACGAGAAUGGAAACGGAAGCAGAGAGAGCAGAAGAAGAAUGCAGAGAUGUAUGGUACUGGAGUCGAUGCUCAGGAGGGGAAGAGGCUUGGAUGUGGCCUCCUGGCUGGACGCCUAGGAGGAAGAGGCAGUGGACCCUGUUCCAGACGCUGGCCUGGCAGGGAGUACGAGAGAGGAAGCCCCUGUGUGAUGUCUCUCCAAUCAGCAUGUCUCCCAUUAGUCAAUCUCAGUUUAUUCCACUUGGGGAAAUCCUUUGCUUGGCCAUCUCAGCGAUGAAUUCUGCAAGAAAACCUGUCACACCAGAAGCACUGAUGGAACACCUGACCACUUGCUUUCCAGGUGUUCCAACUCCAAGCCAAGAAAUCCUGAGGCAUACGUUGAACAUGCUGGUUCGCGAGAGGAAAAUCUACCCCACUCCAGAUGGCUAUUUUAUUGUGACCCCACAGACUUAUUUUAUUACUCCUUCCCUCAUAAGAACUAAUAGUAAAUGGUAUCAUUUGGAUGAGAGGAUACCUGACAGGACUCAGUGUACCUCUCCACAGCCAGGGACCAUUACACCCUCCACCUCAGGCUGUGUCCGGGACAGAACAUUACCCAAAAACCACUGCGACUCUUGCCAUUGUUGUAGAGAAGACAUGCAUAGCAUGCAUGCAUCUACUUUGCAGAGGAAAGCCGCCAAGGACUGUCCCCCUUCUCUAUGCCAAUUGCCACCCACUGAAAAAAGUAAAAGUACUGUAAAUUUUUCUUAUAAGACAGAAACGCUUUCAAAACCUAAAGACAGUGAAAAACAGUCCAAAAAAUUUGGGCUGAAGUUGUUUAGGCUAAGUUUUAAGAAAGACAAGACAAAACAACUAACUAAUUUUUCUGCACAGUUUCCCCCAGAGGAGUGGCCUCUGAGGGAUGAGGAGACACCCACUACAAUCCCCAGAGAGGUAGAAAUGGAAAUUAUCAGGCGCAUUAACCCAGAUCUGACCGUUGAAAACGUCAUGAGGCAUACUGCACUAAUGAAGAAACUCGAUGAAGAAAAGGCUCAGAGGAGCAAAACAGGGUCGUCUGCCCACCACAGUGGGAGGAGCAAGAAGGGCAGGAACCAUCGGAAGACCCACGGCAAAACUCGUUCUCAUAGCAAGACGCGGGGGUCCAAAGGAGGAGACCCUUCGGAUGGUUCUCAUCUGGAUAUUACGGCAGACCGAGACUAUGACUUGGGCGAUCCUCUGACUCGGUCGCCGCGGGAAGGCUGCUUCAUCGUUGAGCACAAAGGAGAUCAUUUCAUCACGCACAGCCACCCUAACAUGCUUGAGCCUCAUUUUCCCAUGACGCCGGAAUGGGACGUGUCUGGAGAACUGGCCAAGAGGAGGACCGAGAUGCCUUUUCCUGAACCUUCCCGGGGAAGUUCUCACUCGAAGGUCCAUCGAAGUCACAGCCAUACCCAGGAUCGAAGGUCCAGGAAUGAACGGUCCAAUAAAGCCAAGGAGAGAUCCAGGUCGAUGGAUAAUUCCAAAGGCCCUCUUGGUGCUGUUUCUUUAGGGACCACCGAGGACAUAGCCGAAGGUUGUAGCCAAGAUGAUCCAACGACACCUAGCCAGUCUUAUACCGACGAUAGUACUCUAAGGCCUACGCAGACGGUCAGUCACCCAAGGGCUCACAUUUCAUCCACAAACUAUAAAGAGGUGUGUAUCCCCGAAGUUGUCAGUGGCAGCAUUGACGCCCCCAAUUCUUGUAGCCUUUCGGAACAGAGCAAACCUCCAGAGAGUUUGCCGCCGUAUAAUGAACUCAAUGCCUGUCCAACCAAAACCGCAAUGGAUGAUUAUUUUCAGUGUAACACCUCCAGCGAGACAGUACUCACCGCUCCAUCACCUUUGGGGAAGAACAAAGACGACGCUGACACUCUGACCUUGACCGACGGGAUGAAGAAACUCUCCUCCUCCGAGAGGCAGCCUCAGCACCCCACCAGAGAACCCGUGGUCCACAAAGAGGAGUCGCCCAAAGGGCCGGGGGGAGGCUUGGCGGCAAUUUCUGGCCCGGCCGUGGACUCGCUUGCCAAUGGACGCUUGCUCCCUCACCACAGCACGGAGUCGAUCAGCCUGGAUAAGAUAUUCAGCAAAGACACGCUGUUCAAACCGCUCCAUAGUGCCCUGUCCAUGAACAAUUAUCACAAGCCGACCGUGUCCCUCCUGAAAGCUCACCCACAGACAUCUCCGGAUGCUUUGCCGGGCCGUUGCGAGAUCCUUGAACAGUCCCUGGCAGCCUCAGUGGGCCAAGCUGUGCCCCUUUCCCAACGACAGCAGGAAGCUGGUGGGAACCAGGAAGCUUCCUUUGACUACUACAAUGUCUCUGAUGAUGACGACUCUGAGGAAGGGGCACACAAGAACACAGAAGAGGAGAAGAAUCGGGACGAUGUGGGGACCAUGCAGUGGUUGCUGGAGAGGGAAAAAGAAAGAGACCUACAGAGAAAAUUUGAAAAGAACCUCACCCUCCUCACCCCAAAGGAAACCGAUAACAGCAGCAGCCAGAGAGCGACACAUUCGGCUCGGCUAGACAGCAUGGACAGUAGCAGUAUCACCGUGGACAGUGGCUUUAAUUCACCACGAACCCGUGAGAGCCUGGCUUCCAACACUUCCAGCAUUGUUGAAAGUAACCGUCGUCAGAACCCAACCCUGAGCCCCGCGCACAUAGGCGCAGCGCCGGCAUUCAGCUUCCGCACAAGUACAGACCCCUCAGCAAAUGAAGCCGAGAAGUUGCCGAAACCCAAUUGCUUGCAAGCUUCUGUUACUAGUGUGUGAUAGUCAUCCUGCCUCCUCCAAUAUUUUGUCUCAUCCUGUAUGGCAAAGUUUACGACGUUGGGACCGAUGUUUACAUCUUUGGGAAGACAAGCAUCUCCACCACAGUUUUGGUGUUUACUUAAACUGUGCUGCUAAGUAGGCUAGGACAAAAAAACAAAAAAACAAAAAAACAAAAAAACAAAAAACAAAAAACAAAAAAACAAAAAAAAUCUUAAUUUCCAAGUAUUGUUUUUCACGUUUAUGGCUCUGUAGCAACAGACUAGCCCAGUAGGGGUAAUGUGUAUACUUUUGCUUAACUGAUCAUAACUGAGCACAUAGGUGAGAGUCUAGCCACUGUAGGUGUUAGCUGCAUUUUUUGGUGUCAUGCGGUUGCUAAUUCCAUUGACAUAUGCCACAGAUGUGUGAUGAAGUUCUUAGUCCUUGGUUGAACGGUGCCACAGAACGGAUCCUUGACACUUAUUUCCCCCCAAGCUAAGCCACCACAGAAAGCAUAAAAUAAAAGGCACAGGUCACCUUGAGGAAAACAGCGCCAAACACUGCUAGAAAGGACCUCAGCCCUUCUCUGUCUGUGAAUUAUUUAUACACCCAUCAUUUUCACUGUGAGUUCUCAUGACACUCUUUUUGCAGCCCUUGAAAGUGAGUUAGAAGGGAUUGUGUUCGAAUUACUGGGUGGUAUUUUAUUAUGAGGUUUUUUUGUGUGUGUUUGGUUUUGGGGUUUUUUUUUUGGAAGGGGGCGGGGGUGAAUAUAUCAGAUCCUUGUCUGAUUCUAAACCUUCCAUAACUACAAAGAGAAAUCUAUAGGUCUUUGAAUUUAAAGUGGACAAAGAAAGGGGGAAUCGACCGACUUGGCUUAGCAACAGCACUGAGUGAUGGAAGAAGUAAUGCGGAUUUUUUUUUCUUAAGUAUUAAAUCAUGUAUCUUAGGGAGGUCAUUUUAUUCUUGUGAUACUUAUGAUGUUCCUAGUUUAAUAGAGGAAAUAACUAAUUUGUUUAAAUGAAAAGCAAUUUCUUUGUGAUACAAAUGAAGAGUAUGGCCUGAGGAGUUUAUUUCUUUCUAAUGGAAGGAUAUAAUUCUAUUUUAUGUAGUUUUAAAUAGAAUGCCUAAAUUAGGCUGUGGAAAAUAAUCUUUAGUGGUUAUAUAGAAGAGCAGAUUUAGGGAGAGUUGAACUUCAGGCCUUUGAUUCCUGGAAAGAUGAUUGUGGACAAAUAAAAAUAAGAUUUGAGCGGAGAUAUAUUUGUGCCCAGGGGAUUUCUAGCACAAAGCCCUCAUUCUACAGGUGUGGCAUAUACAUAAUUUGUACUCCCCUAAAAUUUCCCAGAAUAAUUAUGCAUAUAUGAACUAUGCCAGAGUAAUGUUUACAGAUACAUUGGUACCAACUUUCAGGAGUCACUCUUAGGUAGGCUUAUAGAUGUUUUUAGCCCAUAUUGUUCCCACAAAUGGUUUAUCGCUGUUUUGUUUUGGUUUCUAGUUUAAGGCAUUAAAGAUGCCUUUCCACAGCUUAGGGAUUAUUACACAAAAAGAUACCAAAUUUUCUGAUUCAAAAUAAGUUGGUAAUUGAAAGUUCCAAGAUUUUUAUUAGAACAGCAAAUGAAAAUGGGUGAAAAUGAUAAAAAGUGAUUUGUAAAAAAAAAAAAAUGAUGUGAGAUGCAAGGCAGUGAUAUCUAACAGCACGGAGUUUCUCUUUGUGAUGGGUUUGGUUUUGUUUUUUGGUCAGCCAGUUAUUAUAAAUGAAUUAAUGCAUUCAACUGUAAAUGUGAAUUUCAGUUGGAGUUCAGAUUUUGUUAGGGUAUAACAUUUGUAAAAUACUUCCAUCUUAAUAUCCUAAUUUGAAUCACCAGAAAUCACAGAAAUCUGUGUUCUCAUUUUUUACAGUUAUAUACAAUUGGUAGAUUCCCUCCCCAAUUUGCUUUAGAACCUGAGGCACUGGGGGAUGUUCUGAUUCUUUUGCAGAUAUUUGGGAGACACAUGGGUCAGAUUCCUUAUUUUUGGUAUUAAGAAUUCCUUUUUAUGUUGCAAUUAGACAUUCCAUUGCAUUUCUGAGUAGACUCCUAAACCAGUGGGCCUUCACCCUCAUGCCUUAUUUCCUCUAUGGCAUGCCAUGUCUGCUCAGAAAUGCAUCGUUUCCCUCAUUGUUUAAAUAUGUGAGAAGGAACGAUAAUAUAUCUAAUAGACUCCAGAGUCUGUUUCUUUGGGGAGUUGGAUAUCAUACGGUUACUAAAAUUUCCACAAAAAUUCAUUAAAAAAAACUAUUCAUAAGUAAUAGAAAUGUUGGAAUGCUAUGUUAACUUCUGAAAAUAGCCACUGUAAAAAUCAGAUAAUAUGUGAACAGAAAAUGGGGGGGGGCGGGGAAAUCACUCAUUUAAAAAAAAAACUUUUUUAAAUCAAAAAUUGUCAAGCAUUAGACAAAAAGUUAACAGUCUAAGGAAACGUAUACACUAUCUAGCCAGACAAAUGGUGUAUAUAAUUUCAAAAACCUCUCAUA